GGAAAAUGUAAACAAACAGAUUCGAACGACGAGGCAGCUUCUCUACGUCAAAAAGCCUGAGACGCUGUAAGAGAAGAAAAGAGAAGAAGGGUCUUCGUGUCAGCAUUGAACGUCACUGCGGGAGCCCAGGGAAGUAUCGUUGAUGCUUUCUGAUUUUUUAAAUAAAUCUCUUGUGUCCAGUUGCAGCUGAUGACAUGUGACGUUUAUGCCGUUGGAGAAAAUCAUCAAGCAACCGCGCUCGUCUCGCUUUGAUUACGCUAGCAUCACGUACUCAUGGCUGCAGAUAUGUCUCUUCCUUGGCCAGCCAACAUUCCAGAACUUAAGAGGCUGGAUGAGCUUCUUAGAUGUGGAAUCUGUUACGACUUCAUGUCCACAUCGAUGGUUACAGCUUGCUCCCAUAACUACUGUUCCCUGUGUAUUCGUCAAUACCUUGACUACAAAACACAAUGCCCUGCUUGCUUCAGUGAAACUACCAGUCAGCAACUCCGUAACAACAGACUUCUUGAUGAAAUUCUUGGGCUUUUUCCAAAUUUAAGGGAUAAGGUUGCUAAGCUGUGCCAGACCACAAAGGGAAAUAGCAUUACCAGCUAUUUAGAAAGCAAGGAAUUGGAAAACCAAGAACCAGUAGAUGAGCAUAUUAAUACCACAAGUACUUCGUCAAAAUAUCAGGAAGAUUCAGCUAGUUCUCCUAAAGCAACGUCAGUGAAAGAUUUUAUCUCAUCACCAAGAAUUGGUAAAUCUCCUAUGGAUACCCCUAAAAGAAACUCCAUAAAGUCUCUAUCAUCAAGUAACAACAGUACACACUUGAGAGGAAGCCAGGCAGAACCAUCAACAUCAGGUUUCUCUAGCACAACUAGUAACCCUAAAUGGGGUUCUGGAUCACCUGCUAGUAUUUUUAAUUCUCGGUUAUCAUCUCCAGUAUCAUCAACACAAAGUACACGCCAGACUGUGUCUGGGCACUUCUCCAUUCGUAAUGAUCUUUCAACAGUGAGUGGAGGGCAGGAUGAAACCAGAGUCAGUUGCCCAGUGUGUUGUGUAGAAGUACCAGAAAGAAACAUAAAUCUACACUUGGAUGCAUGUCUGAAGCGGAUGGAGAUGGGAUGUGAGGAAGAAAU
This is a messenger RNA of Penaeus monodon (black tiger shrimp), 1115 nucleotides long. Its product is annotated as E3 ubiquitin-protein ligase RAD18-like. Lineage: Eukaryota; Metazoa; Arthropoda; Malacostraca; Decapoda; Penaeidae. Gene Ontology annotation, molecular function: ubiquitin protein ligase activity; single-stranded DNA binding. The record is from RefSeq and is a predicted model, not a curated record. Gene Ontology annotation, cellular component: nucleus; Rad6-Rad18 complex. Gene Ontology annotation, biological process: protein monoubiquitination; DNA damage tolerance.